Messenger RNA from Ectocarpus siliculosus, 753 nucleotides. The record is from the annotation of a GenBank genome assembly. NCBI's taxonomy places the organism in Eukaryota, Phaeophyceae, Ectocarpales, Ectocarpaceae.
AUGUGUCUCGAUGAAGACACCACCUCGAUGUCCCAGAUGACAUCUAUGCUUCACGACGCUUCUCGGAACACAAAGUAUGAGACGGCCAUCACAAAAGCCAUCCAAGCGUUCAUUCAAGAGCAUGGGAGGCCACCUGUGGUUCUCGAUAUUGGCCAAGGCACGGGGCUUUUGUCUAUGCUGGCCGUUAGGGCCGGCGCAGAGGAUGUGUACGGGGCGGAGCUCUAUGAACCUCUUGCGCAGAUCGCCAGGGAGGUCACAACGCUGAACUGCGGGGAUAGGAUCAAGGUCAUCGCGAAGAGGAGCACGGACCUGCGUGUCGGAGAAAGCGGAGAUCUGCCCCGACGAGCCGACAUGUGCAUCAACGAGAUCUACGACUCCGCUCUCCUGGGCGAAGGGUGCCUGCCCGCCUUCCGUCACGCGCUGGCUAACCUCCUGGUGGACAAGCCGGUCAUGGUUCCUGCCGGCGCCGAGGUCCACGGUGUGCUUCUCUCGAGCAAGUUCCUUCGGUCUCGCCACGAUAUCUCGACAGCGGAGUUCAGUGAGGGCGUCCCCGUUGCCCGCAACCCACGCGCGGCGGCGUGCCGCGGCGGGAGAAGGGCCCUCCCUCUCCAGGGCGCAGAGCUGGAAGAUGCCGUUAAUCUCAGCGAGCCGUUCCAUGCGCUGAGUUUCCGUUUUGGGGAAUCGUUUCCUGAGGAAGGCUGUCGGAGCCGCAAGGUGUGCGUGCCGGGUCGGAAGCAGGCCAUGGAGUCUUAG